Molecule: messenger RNA, 3450 nt
Organism: Ruditapes philippinarum (Manila clam)
Lineage: Eukaryota; Metazoa; Mollusca; Bivalvia; Venerida; Veneridae
Exons: 4
Coding region: 303-1490 (395 amino acids)
Source: RefSeq, a predicted model, not a curated record
AACCCCGUUGACUUAAACCCAUUUUAUAACGGAUAAGUUAACGGUAUUCUAGUGGAAUAUGGACGGGUUAUCGGGUUACAAAAUUUACCUCAAAGUUAUCGAAGCGUUAACCAGUCCGGGUUAUGUCUAAACUUAAACGAUUUUAGAAUUUUUGACAAGUCAGAACUAACGGGAUUUUUGAAGAGCUAACACGGUGCCAAUUUAUAUCGGGGAAAAAUUGUUGGAAAAAAAUGGAUUUAAAACAAACAUGGCUACAAUUUAAACACUAGUUACCCUAAAAUAAAAUCGAGACUGGUAACAAGAUGGAAACUAAAGUAAUGCGACAUAUUCCCACCGAGGAACCGUUUCGGAAAACUUGGAGUAUUCCAGCAACGAUAAUAUCCGAGGAAGAACUAAAAGCAGCAGAAAAGAACGAUAAUACUGAUGGAGACCAAAGGACCCGAAUUGAACCUAAUGUACCAGUUGAAAUAGUGAAAAGUGUGAUACCAAAUAUGCCCGAUAUACAAAUACAUUAUGAUAAACAAGAACCAGUCAAACAAAAUCAAACACAUUCAACGGAAGUGACGUUCCGAACUCCACAAAAAGUGCAUAGUGAAUAUUCAAAACGGUUGCAAAAUUUGAGCACAGAUUUGCACCGGUCGAACUCUAGUUCUUUACUUUGUGAUAAAUCCGACUGGAUGAUUGCUGAAAGGUCCUACUCGAGGUCGCCGCCAUCGCCAGCAAUUGUGUCAAGGUCACCUGAUCUUAGGUCAAGGUCACCAAUGGUACCGAUAUCUCCAUCUGUUCAUACAAACUCAAACAUAUUUAACUUUUCUCCGGAAAGAACGGAAAUGUACAGAGCCGAGAUAGAUUCGGAGACAAGACGGGUAAAGAAGCGAUUAUUCGAAGAAAUGGCGAUGAAUUCGCAAGUGCCAGUAUCGUCUGAUAGCCUUUCAUCCGGGUACCUAAGUAAUCAUUUAUCACCAAGUCAUCGUCAUAGAGAUGCCUAUCUGUCUCCAAGGCAACUGCCUUCACGUGAACGAGAACUUUUGUCACGUGACGAAGAAGAACCGGAAGUACCUCACUACCUCAGAUCUCCAUCGUGUAGAAGCUUAAGUUCAUCAUAUUAUGAGCCUGAGCGAUUCAGAGCUAAGCGUCGUAUUGACGUUGACGACGAAUAUGUUUCUACUCCAAAGAGAUUGAAAUGCGAUUUAGAAAGAGAAAUGGGAUAUCGUUACCUCCAGCAGCUUGAAUCUGAUAUAACAAUGGUCAGAAAUAAACUUAGUAACCCGGAAACGGAAUUUAAGAAGCGAGUUAACUGCACAUGCGCAAUCAUGGAGAGGCAGUUCUUAGAAAUGGCGGAAAGUGCGUACAGAUCAGUACGUAGAAUAGACGCAUCACCUCGUGGAUUUGAACAAUUCAGACGCGAGCUGAUACAGACGAACGAAGUCAUGAAAGACUCAAUGGACGUGCUGAAGAACAUCCGGGCAUUUUGUGAGCAUAAAUGCUAGAACAUCCGGGCAUUUUGUGAGCAUAAAUGCUAGAACAUCCGGGUAUUUUGUGACAUAAGUGACAUAAGUGCUGGAACCGUGUUGUCGACGAGUUUGCUCAUUUUAACAUUUCAUCAGAUGUCAAUUACAUCAUCUAUUUAUUACUAUUUAUUGAAGCAAUGCAGCGACUAAAGUAUUAUAAAAACGAAACAAUAUCCGUCCAGAUUGUUUAAUAAUAAAAACCAGCAACAACAUCAUGUCUCUGAUAAAAAGCACGCUUUACGUGUUGUACAAUAUUGAAAAAGGGAGAUAAUUUUGUAUCUAUCCAAAAUGACGCUAUACAUUGUAUAUUGUAAAAGGGAGAUAAUUUUGUAUUUUUCUCCAGACUACCGCCACCUAGUGGCAAUAUUGUAUGAUUUAUGCUGUGAUUCUUACUGUGAUGUUUAAAACAGAAGCACAGGGACCUAUAUAUUUAUCAUAUAGUUUGUUUUACCUCGUAGUCUCUUUUCUUAAGAGAUAAAUAUUCACAUCAUUCCACGCCUUAAAGUGUUCCUUUAAACAACAAUGUGUUCAGAAACAAUUAAGUGUUUUACUCUCCUAUAUGUUUAUAGAUAAUAACUUGAGUUUGGGAACCAGUGCCUGAAUUGAAACGAUCCUAUUGGUCAUUACAAGAUAGAACUCUGGAAUAGCCAAUAACAAUGCUGAAUUUCUGUUACUGGUUCCUCCUGUUUUUUACGUUACUAUGACUAGUUAUCUUCUCAUUUUUCAGUUAGUUAAUAGAUCAGAUACUUAAUUGUGAUUACAAGAGUUAAAGUUCUUAAUUUUCUUUACUGUUAACAUUGAAUAAUUAGACUCUUUAAUGUUACAAAUUUAUCUUUUUUGCCUUGUUACUCUAAAGGUUAGUAAUUAGAAUUAGACGGUAUCUUUAUUCAUAUGAGAGUUAUUGUUCUUGACUUUUAUUAAAAUAAAUGAUUAAAUACUUAGAUAAUAUAAUCAGAAUUUCAAAAGAGUUGCUAGCAAAUAUAGAAAUUUGAGUGCACAGACACUGUUAGAUUCCUUGUGAUUGAUUUACCUUUAAUCCCUGUUUUUUAACCCUCCUUUGCUGUGAUUUUCCCUUAUUUUGUGUUAACCUAUUUACCUUUAACAUUCCUUUAUUUAGCGUAUUUAUUUUACUCUUAAAUUAUUAUUGUUUUUAUAUAUAGAUUAUUUAAUAUUUAUUAGAUUUUAAAAAGAUUUUAACUGUAUUUGUAAUAUAACUGGCAGAAGUUGACCCUAUCGCAAAAAUCUAUUUCGUUAAACUCGUGCAAGUGUGAAAACAAAACGGAAAAUAAUUAAUAAAAGAUAAAACUAAAUCCAUCUUAAACCAGAUCUACAUGAUAUUUGUCAACCUCUAUAUAAAGGGUAUUGUCAUUUUAGGCUAGUAAUGCAAAGGAGUUUGCAGUAUCAUUUUUAGGCUUCUGAGAAAACAACUUGUCAGAUUUGUCAGUUAUAUUUCAAAUUCGAUUGUUAAAAAAAAGACGCCGCGUGCUGUGGACACAAAUGUAGUUAAAAUAGUUGAAUAUUACUCUUAUAGUGGUUUGUUUAUUAAAUUCUAGUUUAACCACAGUUUAAUGUAGACACUUAGUGAGUAAAAACACAUGCAUGUUGUAAAUCGGCGCCAAAAUUCGAAUAUUUCGUUUAGAACUUUCUGAAAGAUUUGUUUGAGUUUUGUCGUUGACUUACAAUGUAUUAUGUUUUAGAUUAUCUUUUCGUUUGAAACGAAACGAUUAUAUCCCUUAUCCUUACCGUCCAAGGACCCCCUUAUUUAUCCUCUGUGCGUACAUGCGUCUGUCUGUUUGUAUUGUUGAACGUGCGUUCGUUUGAUUGUUGAUUGUUUGUUUUAUUUAAAGUAUUUAUAACUUUAUUCCUGUCUCGAUUUACGAGAAUUUAUUUGAUUUUGAAACUGAAAUUUUUACAAAAAUAAAAGAAAUUUUUAUGAGAA